UGUUACAAUAAAAGACAACUAGGAACAAAAUUCAUGAACACUUUAUAAAAUCCGAACCCGAGGUUAUGAAGGCAUGGGAAGCAACGAUUCGAAAAACACAACAGGCGAAAAAGCAAGCCACCAACAUAUUCGGGUCAGCCCAUGUGGCCCAUGUAGACGAUGAAGAAACUGAACAAGAUGAGAUUCAUGCAGCCGGUGAGGUCUACCAUGAAGAAAGAUACCUAUCAAAUGGUGACUACUACACGGGCCAUUGGUCAGACGGAGCUCCACACGGGUUUGGUAAAUAUUGGUGGACCGAUGGCUGCAUGUACGUUGGUGACUGGUUCAAAGGCAAGACCAUGGGCAAGGGAACCUUUAGUUGGCCCUCAGGAGCUACAUAUGACGGCGAAUUCAAAAGCGGAUACAUGGAUGGUGAGGGUACCUAUACGGGCCCAACUGGUGACACGUAUAGAGGUCAUUGGAUUAUGAAUUUAAAACACGGUCACGGGGUUAAAGAAUAUACAAAUGGUGAUAGAUAUGAAGGUGAAUGGUGUAGAGGGUUACAAGAAGGUAAUGGUAAGUAUAAAUGGAAAGAUGGUAGUUAUUAUAUUGGAGAAUGGAAAAAUGGAAAAAUGUGUGACAAGGGUAAAAUAAUCUUUUCUGAUGGGAGCAUGUAUGAAGGCGAAUGGGAUGACGGUUUACCGAAAGGAAAUGGAUCGUUUAAAUUUGCAGACGAGUGUGAAUACCACGGUAAUUGGAGCAAAGAUCCCGAAGAACAAAACUUAACACUUUCACCAUGUGUUGAUUGUGUUAUUGAACAUGAUCCACAACAAGUUUAUGAUAUUUAUCUUAAAGAUUGUGAAAUUUCUCCUCAAGAUAAAGUUCCAAUAUUGCCCUCACAAAAGAAACUAGCCGUUUGGAGAUCAUCUAAAGGAAACGAGCCAGCGGUUAGACAACGUAGGACGUCAGUUGAUGGGAGAAUGGAUGGAAAUAUUGAUAAAGAAUUGAGUAAAAUGGGAACGUUGGAUGAUAAUGAAAAGAACAUGAAAUCUAGAGAUGACACAUCAUUAUCAUCAUCAGAAGGAAGUCCAUUUAGGAUCCCAAGUGUUGUCAAGAAACAAGGUGAAACAAUCUCCAAAGGGCAUAAGAAUUAUGAACUUAUGCUUAAUUUGCAACUCGGUAUCAGGCAUUCUGUAGGAAGACCAGGUCCAGUGCCAUCUUUAGACUUAAAGUCGUCCGCUUUCAAUCCAAAAGAAAAGGUCUGGACAAGAUUCCCACCAGAGGGAUCUAAAUACACCCCUCCACAUCAAUCUUCUGAAUUCAGAUGGAAAGAUUAUUGCCCAUUAGUUUUCAGGACAUUAAGGAUGUUGUUCAAGGUUGAUGCAGCUGAUUACAUGUUAUCAAUAUGUGGAGAUAGCGCCCUCCGUGAGCUAUCGUCCCCUGGAAAAAGUGGAAGUUUCUUUUACUUAACACACGAUGAUCGUUACAUGAUCAAAACCAUCAAAAAAACUGAAGUCAAAGCCAUAUUAAGGAUGUUGUCUGCAUACUACAACCAUUUUCGCUCCUUUGAGCAUACCUUACUUACCAAAUUCUAUGGGUUACAUUGUGUGAAGCUAACCGGUGCCGCACAAAAGAAGGUACGAUUUAUUAUCAUGGGCAACCUUUUCUGCACGGAUCAUGUAAUUCAUAGACGCUUUGACUUAAAAGGGUCUUCACUUGGCCGGCUCACUGAUAAGCCCGAAUCAGAAAUCCAGACCACCACUAUUCUUAAAGAUCUUGAUCUCAAAUUCAUGUUUAGACUUGACAAGAAUUGGAUCCAAGAAUUCAGAAGGCAAAUCGACAGGGAUUCCGAUUUUCUUGAGCAGGAGAGAAUCAUGGAUUACAGUCUCUUGGUUGGUCUUCAUUUCAAAGAGACAAAUGGUAAUCUCUACAUUUUGUAUCAUUGUGAAAUGAAACCUUCAUAUUUAAAAAUUCCUUUUUCAUCAAUAAAUAACUUCUCAAAGGUUAACAAAAAUGUCUUAUUGAUUUGCUGCUACAACUACAGGGCUAAACUGGGAAUUAACAUGCAUGCGCGAGUCGAAAAGAUGGAAAGAAAAAAUGAAAUGGAAUUAAUUGGUGAACCAACUGGAGUAUAUUAUGAUGUUGUAAUGUUCUUUGGCAUCAUAGACAUACUUCAAGAUUAUGACAUCACCAAAAAGCUUGAGCAUGCUUAUAAAUCCUUCCAAUACGACCCCACGUCAAUAUCUGCAGUUGAUCCUCGACAAUACUCUAAACGCUUUCGUGAUUUCAUUCUCAAAAUAUUCCUAGAAGAUGAGGCUUAAAAGAAGGAAGAUUACGGUGAGUAUAUUUGACAGUGUGUUUGUUUCAUACUUAAAAAAAAAAAAUUCAUAAC
Messenger RNA from Helianthus annuus (common sunflower), 2371 nucleotides. RefSeq names its product phosphatidylinositol 4-phosphate 5-kinase 4. Gene Ontology annotation, molecular function: 1-phosphatidylinositol-4-phosphate 5-kinase activity; ATP binding. Bases 66 to 2300 code for a protein of 744 amino acids. The record is from RefSeq and is a predicted model, not a curated record. Gene Ontology annotation, biological process: phosphatidylinositol metabolic process. The transcript is spliced from 7 exons. NCBI's taxonomy places the organism in Eukaryota, Viridiplantae, Streptophyta, Magnoliopsida, Asterales, Asteraceae.